AUGUCUGUCUCGUCCAAGUACGAAGGGUGCAGUUCGUGGCAAGAGAUUGCAGCCAAGCAUCGCGAAACCAUUAGGCUGCCGACCGGCACCGUCUCCGACGAUUAUGCUCUCGGCGAGUGGAGUCGGAAGGCGAAUCAGAACGACGUCUCGCCCUCAAAUAGCAAGCCAGGCCCUUCACUCGCCUCGCUCCUCCAACACGAAUCCACCAAGCGCAUCUGGUCGUCGAGCCUCGAUGACGUCCUGCAAGACUUGGACGCUACUGGUAUCUGCGGACUGACACGCUCGGGCAAGGUGUCAGUUCAGGAUGUCACGCGGCACUUUCUCAGCCGCGCCUCGAUAGUGCACCAAGCCACCAACUGCCUCUCGCACUUCUUCCCCGACGAGGCCAUGCACCGAGCCAAGCAGCUCGAUAACAAGCGCUCCCAACUAGAGAAGGAAGGUCGUCUCGACGAGCUUGGUCACCUCUUUGGCCUACCAAUGAGCAUUAAGGGCCACAUGAACUACAACAAGCACGGCAGCCAGCGCGGCUUUGUCUUUGACGUCCUUCCCGAUCCUGCAAACCACCCCCUCCUUCAACGCAAUCUCACCCCCAAACAGCUGCAGCUUCUGGUGUCGACGCAGGGCGGCUUUGUCAGCGAGAAUCCCGUCAACUCGAGCAUCGCAGCGCUGCUACUGCAGAACGACGCUGUCAUCAUCGGCAAGACUACCAUGCCGCAAGGCGUGAUGCAUCUCGACACUACCAACAACCUCUACGGUCAGACGCUCAACCCGCACAACCUAGCGCUGAGCCCUGGUGGCUCAAGUGGUGGCGAGAGCGCUCUCGUUGCUGGCGGUGGGAGUGCUCUGGGUGUCGGCUCAGAUAUCGGCGGCUCGAUCCGACAGCCGUGUGGAGUGUCCGGGCUUUACGGGCUUAGACCGACGACGCAACGUCUGCCCUACGGGGGUGUGCGGUCGACCAUGCCGGGAGCAGAAGGCGUCGGAUCCUCACUCGGUCCCAUGGCGACGAGUCUGCGCGAUGUCGAGUUGUUCAUGUCGAGCCUGCUCAACGAACAGACGCGGCCGUGGGAGUUCGACCACACGGUCAUCCCCACACCCUGGCGCAAGGUGGACAGUCUGUUAUCGAGUCCCCGCGACAAGCCGAUCAUCGUCGGGGUCAUGAUGGAGGACGGCGUGGUGCGACCGACUGCUCCAGUCCGUCGAGCUCUAUCGCAAUGGGUCGACAAGCUGCGCACCGCCUCGAGCGCAAGCGGGACCAGCCUGCCACGCAUUGAGCUCCGCCGGUGGGAUCCGCGCGACCUCCACCGACGAGCAUGGGACCUCAUCCGCCAGCUCUACUAUAUGGAUUCAGGCAAGAUGUUUCAUCUGCUCGCCAAGGCCACAGGCGAGCCUUUGCUGCCUCUCACCCAGUUCAUUCUCUCCGAGCCGUUCGUUCGCUCUCCCACUGCGGACUUGGAAGCGGACGCUGCGGGGGAGCCGACGAAUCGCAAACUCGACGAGAUGAGCUACCUCGAAUCGUGCGCGGUCAUUCGGGCACGAGAAGCCUUCCGCAAAGAGUUCCUCAAGCACUGGAACGACCUGGAGCUAGACUGCCUGCUGUGUCCCGUCAUGUGCAACGUGGCACCGCGACCGGCCACCAUCAAGUACUGGGGCUACACAAGCGUCUUCAACCUCGUCGACUAUCCCGGUGUCGUCUUUCCCUCUGGCCUCAAAGCGGAUUCGAAGCUCGACGAGCAGUUUGAGAGCGCUCCGACGGACGGCGAGUUUGGGUACGAGGCGAGGAGCGGAUGGUGCAGCGAGCAGGAUCGGGAGAAUGCACAGGAGUAUGAGGAGCACCAAGAGGUGUUUGAUGGCGCCCCGGUGGGUCUGCAGCUCAUCGGAAGGAGGUACAAGGAUGAAGAGCUGCUCAAGCAUGCCGAGCUACUGCAGCACCUCUGUGGUAGCAACAGCGAUUGA
Molecule: messenger RNA, 1953 nt
Organism: Kalmanozyma brasiliensis GHG001
Lineage: Eukaryota; Fungi; Basidiomycota; Ustilaginomycetes; Ustilaginales
Product: Amidase
Exons: 1
Coding region: 1-1953 (650 amino acids)
Source: RefSeq, a predicted model, not a curated record